Molecule: messenger RNA, 1057 nt
Organism: Emiliania huxleyi CCMP1516
Lineage: Eukaryota; Haptophyta; Isochrysidales; Noelaerhabdaceae
Exons: 2
Source: RefSeq, a predicted model, not a curated record
AGCGAGUCGACGCUGCUUGACCUGCCAGCGUCGACUCGCCCUGUUCGCAGAUCUCCUCUGCUGGCGCCAUGUGCCUGUCGCCGGCGCUGCAGAGCGGCGAGGACAUCGUCAGCCACCAGCUCGAGCUGCAGUCGAUCUUGCACGGUGUGCACCAGCGCUACGCCGGCCGCCAAGGGCGGGACAACAAGCACGACACGGCGCGGCUCCGCUACAUCAAAAACACCGCCUUCCCGGGCCUGCGCUUCGGCAAGAUGGUGCCGGAGCGAGACAUGGCGAUGCUCAGCCCUCUCCCACCGUCGCGGAUCGCCCGUCACCUCGCCUCUCCGCAGGGUCAUCUCUCGCGCCGUCUGCAUCUCUCUGCCGUAGGUGCUCCUGUCGACGCUGCCGCCGCUGCCACCGCUACUGUCACCGCUCGUUUGAUAAUCGACGCCACGCUUAGCGGCAGCGAGAUCCGAGGUUGAGUCAACUUGCCUGGUGCGCUCUUGCGCGUGCCUUCAAGAUCCACAAGUCAAUUUGUACCAGAAAUCCAAAGGUGGUGCAAAAUGGAUAUCUCAAGAUUGGCCUUUAUUUCGCGCACCUGCUCUCCGCCGCCGCCGCUUACCUGCUGGCACGCCACCGCCCCGCGUCGCUAACUCAAGCCUCCCUGCUGCAUCUUGCCACCCCUGCCACAUGACUCGACCGCCGUCGCUGCUACCGCCCUCCCCGCCGCCCUCGAAGGCGCCACCAGCAUUACGGCCGCCUUCAUAUCUCAUUGAUGCUGCCACCAACGCCACUUCCUCGAUUCUGUGCCGCUGCAGCGGCGAGGCGCCGUCGCCACGAUCGCCGCCAGCGCUGCUGAUAGCCUCGGAGCGUCGCCGUGGCCGCGUUCUGGUCUGCCCACGCUUCCCUAAAACGUCUAGGACGAGCUCAGAGGCUAAGGGCGCAUCAUGUGGGACCAUCUAGCUCUACUGGGUCCGCGACGGUGGUCGGCGCACCCCCGUCUCGAACGUGUGUGCUCUCUGUCUGUCUGUCUGUUGUUUCGGCUAAGUCGUUUUGUAACCUGGUUUGUGGAGCUCCC